AUGAGCUCUCGCGAUGGAUAUCAAUGGACCGCUGAGACGGGUCUGUUACAAGGCGUCCCUUCAAUUAGCGUCAUCUCGCCACCCACCUACGUGCCGCCAAACCUCAACCAAUGGGAUGUAAUCGUAGUCGGUGCAGGGUAUUCGGGUCUCACGGCAUCCCGAGAUGCUUGUCUCGCCGGGCUCCGCGUGCUUCUCAUCGAGGCGCGGGACCGCAUUGGGGGUCGCUCGUGGUCAUCUAAUAUCGGGGGAUAUCCCUUUGAGAUGGGGGGCACUUGGGUGCAUUGGGGCCAGCCUCAUGUCUGGCGAGAAAUCUCUCGAUAUCAGAUGAGGAGCGAGUUGGAGCCGUCCUUCGACUUCUCCCACGGGGUGAAUCACUUCCAACUACGCACUCACCACGGCUCGUCAGUAUUUAGUCAUGAAGAAGAGGACACGCUUCUCGCCGGCGCGUUGCAGAAGUUCGUCGAUGUCGAUGGAGAGAUGGGGAGGAAGAUCAUGCCGUAUCCGCACGACGCUUUUCACAACCCAUCCUCCCGGCAGUAUGACGACAUGUCUGUAUUAGAUCGCCUGAAUGAGCUGUCUCAGUCUCUGACACCUAAUGAGCGCGCUGUAGUGGAGAGCUUUAUUCUGCUCUGCAGUUGCGGCACGCUCGACACAACCAGCUUCUUUGAAUUCCUCCACUGGUGGGCUUUGUGUGGAUAUUCCUACCGAGGCUGCAUGGAUUACCUCAUUUCCUAUAAGUUCAAGGGCGGGCAGUCCAGUUUCGCGAUCAGAUUCUUUCGGGAAUCACUUGCAACCGGGCGAUUAUCAUACACCUUCAACAGCCCCGUUCAGUCGAUCGACGACCAGGGGCACAAAGUGGUGGUGAACACCCGUGAUGGUCGUCACUAUUGCAGUGCGCGUCUUGUCUCUACGAUCCCGCUGAAUGUGCUCAGCUCUGUCUCGUUUUACCCUCCCCUGGACCCGCGACGCGCAGUGGCCCUGAGUACCGGUCAUGUUAACCAAUGUGUCAAGGUGCACGCGGAGAUUGCCAGCCCCAAGAUGCGGUCAUGGACAGGGAUCUCCUACCCAUUCAAUAAACUUACCUACGCCAUCGCGGAUGGGACCACACCGGCAGGGAACACGCACAUUGUAUGCUUCGGGGGAGCACAUAACCACCUGCAGCCCGAGGAGGACCUCGACGAAACCAAAAGAGCGGUGGAGAACUUGUCUCCUGGAAAUAUGGAUAUCAAACGACUGGUAUUUCACAACUGGUGCAAGGAUGAGUUUGCCAAGGGGGCAUGGUUCUUUUCUCCUCCCCAGCUCGUGUCCAAAUCCCUGGAUGUCCUCCGAUCCCGGCAUGGAAACGUCCUAUUUGCCAACUCCGACUGGGCGGUUGGCUGGCGCAGCUUUAUCGACGGAGCGAUCGAAGAAGGUACUCAUGCAGCGAUGACGGUACUGGAGGAGCUGCGACCACAACCGGAUAUUCGUUCUCUAUUGUAA
Messenger RNA from Aspergillus alliaceus, 1479 nucleotides. RefSeq names its product flavin monoamine oxidase family protein. The record is from RefSeq and is a predicted model, not a curated record. The coding region runs from base 1 to 1479 and encodes 492 amino acids. The transcript is spliced from 4 exons. Gene Ontology annotation, molecular function: oxidoreductase activity. Lineage: Eukaryota; Fungi; Ascomycota; Eurotiomycetes; Eurotiales; Aspergillaceae.